AUGACUGACAAGAAGUUUAAAACCGACUUGUUCGGAACCUUUCGACAUGCCUCUUAUAGCGUACAGAAAAAUGAACCGAAUGGUCCAUCUGAACCACCCGCAACGACAUAUCCAUCCACUCCUCUCAUGGGAGGUCCGAGCAAGGAGGACAAAAAAAAUCUAAAAGAUUAUCCAUUAACUCCCGAUAAGGCAACUGGCGGUAAAUCCCAUGGAUCUUACGAUCUAGUGGAGUCGAACAAGGUUCCAGAAAAAAAGAUGUCUACGGGUGUCAAACUCUUUCUAGCCACUACUUGCGUUUGUUUCCUCAUUCUUUUCCUUCUUGUUGGAGUUUGGUUGGCUUUACACCUCGGAGCUGGUGAUUGCAAAGGAAAUAAUUGUAAUGCGACCGUUGAAUACUCGAACCAAACUGAGAGGCUUAUGAUAUCGAACAUUCCCUUAACCGAUUCCGACGAUUCCUCAGAUCUCGAUCUCGAUCUUGAAGAAACACUUUCGCUGAGUAGUAACGAUCUUGUGUAUGACGGUUCUUCCGGUACUGUCACUCUUGGAAAUGAAGCUGUGGUAACCCUUAACUGUUUCUCUCGAUUCACUGACGAAGAUGUUGCAAGUUAUAAAGCUUAUGUUUCCACUGCCGAGAAGUCUUUCUCAGACGAUAAGUCUCAAUGCGAAUCAGUGGAGCGCUUUCUCGCAUCCAAGAAACAAAUCGCCUUCUUGAACGAGAAAUUCAAACCUAACGUUGAAUUUGGUCUUACUGUAUUCACUGACUGGACAGAAGUCAAGAGAACAGAGAUGGGAACUGAGUCUACUACUUCAAAUGAUUUUGAAGAAAAAGCCAUCCGCAUAGAGAACCCUGAUAUUAGUGAUGUAAACUAUUUGAGAAACACUUACGGUGUGGAAUUCAAUGAUAGUUGUUCUCCCAAGCUCAACAUAAGAAAGGCAUUAAGAAGGAUUUCCCAGAGUAUUAAAAAGAAUAUUAUGCCCCGGGAUCUACCAAAAGAAGAUUCUGUUGGAUGUGGUGUGGAUGAAGGAGUCUAUCAAAUCGUGGUCAACACAGGUGAUGACGAGAAGGAUCGCGAAAAUUUCACUAACUGGCUUCUUACCAGAGGACCUUUUGUCACAAACCUUAUAGUGCCUGACAGUUUCUUUGAUUACAAGAAUGGAACUUUCAGCGCUGAGAUGUGUGCUAAGGACUUCACCACAAUGGUUUAUGUAAUUGUAGUAGGAAACGGUGAACGCGAGGACAAGAAGACUAACACUAAAGUGCGAUUCUGGCACAUUAUGCCAAUCGGAGAGAUCUGGAAGGAUUGGGGUAAUGGAGGAUACAUGAGGCUGGAUGUGAAUGCCUGCAUCCCACCUAACAGAAACGGAAAACUUAUAGCUUACUUAGACUAA
Messenger RNA from Auanema sp. JU1783, 1389 nucleotides. Lineage: Eukaryota; Metazoa; Nematoda; Chromadorea; Rhabditida; Rhabditidae. The record is from the annotation of a GenBank genome assembly.